AUGUCAUCGGUAGAUCCGUUGUUUAAUCAAUUAAGUAUCAAUAAUCAAUCAGAAUUAGCUAUUACUACACUAACAACGACAACAAACUCUCAAAUGUCAGUACCUACCGAUGACGGAGAACAGCUUUAUUCAUUAUUAAGCAAUAAUAAUGACAAGGUUAUUAGUGAUUUUCUUACUAAUUUAUCAACUACUUCGUCAGAUACUGUUGACUUGAAUGAUAAUGAUAUUAAUUAUGUUUUCUUUAAAAUUGCGCAUAUUUAUGCUUGUUCAUUGAAACGAUUAAUGUUAACACAUGAUACAGAUCCAGGAAUUUAUUUUAAAAAAUUAGGUGAAGAUUAUCGAUUACAAAUAGCAAAACGGAUUGGAUGUACGAACGGAUCAUCUAUGGUAGUCACUAAUUUAAUUCCAACUAUAUUUUAUGAACCGGUAAUUGAUAUUGAUGCAGAAAAUUGUCCAAAUUUACUUUACAUUUGGACAAGUUUAAUUACCGGUAAGCAUUAUAUUGGUCAAACGAAUCAAACAUUAUUAGAUCAAACAAAACAACAUUUUCAAGAAGCAUUAGAACAAACACACGAGUCUGAUAAUAGAGAAUUUAAUCAUGCUAUUCGUUGUCAUAGUCAAAAACAAUGGGAUUUACGUAUUUUAAGAUUUGUAUAUGCCGGUGAAAAUAUAAAUAAUAUAAAACAUUAUUAUAUUGACAAACUUAAUUGUAAAUGGCCUGGUGGUUAUAAUAUGGAGCAAAUGAAUGCAUCUAGAGAUGGUUUAGCUGAUGAUGAGGUUGAUACGGUAAUCAAGAUGAUAAAUGGUGCACGUGAAAAAAAAGAUUUUAUUACUGUUUUAUCUCAUGUCAAAGAAUUAUGUCAACUGAUAGCGUGUCCCAUAGAAGAAAGUGUUGAUCAAGAAAAACUUAAAGAAGAAGUAUUAAAGUUUGUUUCUACAGACAUUUCAAUGAAACCACUACUUGAAAUUAGAAAACCAGCUGAAGGCACUUAUUCAAGAACUAGAACAAAAAAAUGUACACAUUGUCAACGAAAUGUAGUGUUAAAAGAAUUUAUCAAUUUUCGUUUUGAAAAAGAAAAGGAGAGUAAUAACAUUAUAAAUUUUGAAUUCUUAAAUAAUUUGCAAUCUUGUUUUCAAAAACCAGAGCUCAAAAAUUGA
Didymodactylos carnosus is the source of this 1158-nucleotide messenger RNA. Lineage: Eukaryota; Metazoa; Rotifera; Eurotatoria; Philodinida; Philodinidae. The record is from the annotation of a GenBank genome assembly.